AUGAACGAGCUCACCGGAUUAAUGCACAAGGGAUUUAUUCGGUCCGCGAGAGCCAAUGAAUGCGCGGGAGUCUUUGAGAUGCUUCAGGGCCCGGGGAAGCCGCUUGAGUCGUUGGUAAUUUGUUUGAACCUGAGCCGUUCUGGGCGUCAGGUCCUUGGUGAGUCAUUUGAACUGCAAGUAAACUAUUUUAAGCGUGAGGGAGUUGUUCGGGAUGUUGGUAAUUGGUUUGAAGCGCGGCAAGCCAAUGGUGCCAUGGCAACAGAUAAGCACCUGCGCGCAGAACCUCAUGCCAAGAAAAACAAGGGCGCCAACAAACAGCUAGAAAACUGCACACAACAAAGAACAAAAAGCACGCGCUUGGCACCAUCCAAAAGAUACGCACUAGAGCACACUCAUGCCAAGAAAAAAGGCACUAUACAGCACGAGACAAACGAGCACUAA
Molecule: messenger RNA, 441 nt
Organism: Suillus fuscotomentosus
Lineage: Eukaryota; Fungi; Basidiomycota; Agaricomycetes; Boletales; Suillaceae
Exons: 4
Coding region: 1-441 (146 amino acids)
Source: RefSeq, a predicted model, not a curated record